Octopus bimaculoides (California two-spot octopus) is the source of this 4293-nucleotide messenger RNA. RefSeq lists its product as uncharacterized. Gene Ontology annotation, molecular function: protein binding. NCBI's taxonomy places the organism in Eukaryota, Metazoa, Mollusca, Cephalopoda, Octopoda, Octopodidae. The record is from RefSeq and is a predicted model, not a curated record.
ACGUAAACUAAAUAUUUUAUUCAACUUCGUUUCCAUUUUAUGUAAAAUAUCAUACAUUUACGUAUAAUAUAACUUCUUUUUAUACUAAAUAUAAUACUCAUAUCACAUGUUUGUUGUACGUUAAUAUGCAAUAUGAUAUAAAUUAUAAUACAUGAAGAUAUAAUAGAGUACACAUAUUUACGAUAUAAUGAUUUUCUCAGUCGUCUUCUUACUAAUUGUCCAUUUAACAGGUUCGACUAUACAAGGAUUAAUUAACAGAGAGAGAGAAGAUGAAACUUCAGUGACAGCAUCAACAAUGGAGCUUGGAUUAAAUUUUGAUGAUACUUUUUAUGAAGACAACAAAAAGGAGUUGAAACCUUUGCCAACUUGUUACAAUGCAAAAUAUUGUUCAAUGCUUUGGUUUGAAAAUGCUGUUGCUAAAGAAGAUGAAGAAAAACUGCAGCAUCUCAAGUUUAGUGCUGAUUUCCAUUUCGGACAAGGAAAUUAUUUGGAGGCCAUCGAGAAAUAUGACAAAGCUAUUGGACUUCUCCCAGAACAUAAUUCUUCAAUGCACCAAGACAUGACAGAGUCUUUGGCCAGAGCUCACCUAAUGACAGGAAACCACCAUCAAGCCAUCCACAUUGCAAACAAAUUGUAUCAUCAAGCUGUAAUCCCUUCACAUCGUACACGGCACCUCUACCUGCUACACAACAUUUACACUGCUGUUGGAGAAUCUGAAGAAAACAAGAAAGUCUUACAUAAACUGCUGAUACUUCAUCCAAUCAAUGUCCACUUUUGGAUGGCUUUGACUAACUGUUAUUCACCAGAGACUACAGCUACAACUGACCACUGCAAUAGUCCACACCCAGAUGUCACUGACUGUCACAUCAGUGCACAGCUAGAGACUACAUCCACAACUGGCCACCACAACUGUGUACAACCAGUGACCACAUGUAGAGCUGACCACCACAAUAGUCUACUGCCAGAUGUUAAGGACCUUCACAACUGUCCACAGACAGAGACCACAUCUACAGCUGACCACUACAACUGUCUUUGGCCAGGUGUCACUGACCACAACAGUCCAGAACCAGAUGUCACGCUUUUGAAAUAUCUAACUUGUCUUCAUCGAUGUUCCUCUUUACUGACACACACCUUGAAGACGACUUCAUCUUUUGUUAAGAAACGCCAUAAAACAUUAUUUAACAAGGUCAAUUCAGCAAUUGAACAAUUCCAGAUUGGCAAAUCCAUCACAACAACAAUCAAAGAGGUUGUGUCACAAGAUCUUGGUUACAACACAGAAUUGCCAGCAUCAGAUGACAAACUGGUCAAUCAACAGGAAAACCCUGAAAGUUUAUCAGCAGAAGAUUUUGAGACCAAAUGGUUUUCUUGGAUCAAAAAUAUGGGCCCAUGUUCUUAAAUGUUGACCUGGUGAGGAAUUAGUUGGGGCAAUAUUCAAACACACAGCUGCUUUAAAGUCUUGAAACCAGCUCCUAUGGCAAGAUUUAAAGACAUCACAUACAGAUUUAAGCAGCAUCUCUCAACUUUAGAGAAUGAGGACAAGUGACAUUCUUACAAGACUUUCUCAUCUCUAUCAGAAAAAACAUUACUUUCAUUAUUAUGUUUCGUUCUAGGAUGUAAUGGGUUGGAGGGUUAUGCAAAUUUUGACAUUUGCAUAGAUUUUUCCAGUUGGAUGUCCUUCAUAUUGAAGACUAAUUAUCCUUCAAGUGUUAUGGCCCAUGACCAUGUUAGCAGUCAAACAUAAAUUACCUCACAGCCAUGGAACCAAUUCCAAGAGAAUCUAUUGUCUUUAUUUUCCAGAAAAUAGUAUUACAAAAUAUUCAACCAGUUAUUUAGAAAGUCAUUAAUAUAAAAUCUGAAAUACUUGAUUUUGAAAUGUUUUAAUAAUUUAGAAUUUUUCCAUAAGGUAUAAACUAGAAAUAUUUAAAUUUCAGUGAAGAGUACCAGGGAAACAGGAUCACUUGAGCCAUGUCUGAAUGAUAUUCAUCAUAAUCAACCCUGUACUGCACACCAUCAGUAGAGAAUUAGCAGCUGAAAUAAAAAACAAAAAAAAAAAACACCUUCAAUUAGUCUCUAUCAUAAAACACAUUUCUACAAAAGAAAAAAAAAACAUUUUGGUGGGUUGAGGUGGAAUAUGCUAACAGCAAAGUCUGCCUGCUGUAAACUCUUGAAGUAUAAAACCUUUCAAGAGAUGACCAUGUUUGUAUAAACUAAAAUUUUUUCAGUCCCUAAAUUCUGAAAUGGAUAUUUUACAGCUCAGUAAAAAUAAUGCAACUCACUCAACCAUUGAGGCAUAAUCGAACUCAUUGUCAUUCAUGUAAACUCAGACAAGAAGAGUUAAUAUUAUACCUUAGCAUUUAACACAACAGCAGGAGUAAGUUUUGAACUCGUGACCACUUGGUUACAGUUGUUAUAUUACCGCUUACAAUAUUUCCAGGGUUACAACUAUUAUUACUCUAAAAAUUCAUUUCUUUUCUCUCAAUAAUCAAAAUAAUAUUUCUAAUAAUUCCUUCUGUUUCAACAUUUACAUGGAAAUGAUUGACAGAGUUUUUUAAGUGAACAGUGAUUCCUUCACUUGACACUGGACACUUCUUCCACUCUUUUGAUUACAGCAAAUAACACUAACUUCUGGACCACUUUUUUAACUGCAAUUCUGUAUAGCCUUUAACACUAUCCCCUGUGUGGAAUGUGCCCCACUACUAUGACCAUCGUUGCCCUAACUGGGAUUCAAUCAAAAUUUAGUGGUCACUUACCAUCACUGGAGCCAGUUGAUGCUAAAAAAAAAAUAAAAAAGCAUAAGAAAUAUAUCAAAUUAACAAAAAUCAGUUCAGUUAUAUUUUUUAUCCGGUCAUUUCAAUAUUGCCUUCUUUAUAGAAAAAUGUAGCUAAGGUGGGUCAUAUAAAUUGAGACUACACACACACACACACACACACACACACAGAGAUAUUGUGCCUAUAUAUAUAUAUAUAUAGAGAGAGAGAGAGAGAGAGAAUCUAAAUGAGCAACAGAGAUGUACAGAUGACUGCAUAGACUUCAAACAAAGGAUAUAACUUUAUUUUUUAUCCUUUAUGUUUGAAGUCUAUGUGGUCAUCUGAUGAGAAUGGUUUCUUUCAAAUUGAUGGAAUGUUUUCAUUAAUCAAUCAAAUGGAGCUGCUUGAAAUGGCCAUAAUGAAUUGACACUUGUACAUCUUUGUUACUCAUUCAUAUUCUCUUCACCUAACUUGGAAUCUGCACUUUGGAAAUACUAUAGAAAGUACAGGUCUGAAUUACCAAGGGCAGAUAUCUUCACUUGGCUGGGUUGCAUUGUCUGCACACACGGCAGGAAUAUCAGGUACAAAUACCCACUGCACGGAGUCUUGACAUUCAGUAUUCAAUUAAUAUUGUUUGGGUGUGCAGAUUAUACUGACCAAGUAAGCUGCUUCUAUUUAAGUACCUAAUUCAACGGAAUCUUAAAGGAUUUAUAUUUAAGUUCUUUUUUAUGAGAAACGUUUUUGGGUGCCUCAAAAAGGCUCCUCUGCUAUUUAUUAUGGCUCCUGCUCAUUAUUCCCAUCUUCCAAAGUAAUUUUAUGAGAUGGUUAUUAAUUGGAUGCUGCUCUGGUGUAGGAUAAAUAUAGUAAUGAUAUACUGGUGGGCUUCCAUAUAGUUUUUGUCUGCCAGUUCCACUAACAAGGUAUUGGUUGACCAUACAGCCAUUGCCGAAGAAGAGGUGAGUGCAAGGCAUCAAAGGAUAGAUAUAUUCUGCUGGUUAUAACAGAAUCCUUUUAUCAAGUCAGAAAAUCUUCAUGGCUCUUCAGCAGUCACUGUUGUGUGUCUGCUACUAAAGUAAUUUUUGAAGAUAGCUUUUUCCAUAUAUUUCCUUUCCUGAGUGUCCAGUAACACGGUACCACGUCCUCAUGUUGUUUUUCUCUUGCUUGUUCAGAUUGACUAUAUACCACAUGUUCACAUGGACCCUGGCCUCCUGACUGACUUUGGAGUACCUUAAUUCCUGAAAUGUACCUCCAGAUUACUCUUCUUCUUCAUUCAGAUUAUGCCACUCUACACCUUGAUUGGGGAAAUCAUUACAAUUUCUCUGUGACUCGACCCACUUUAUCUCCUCCUCCUCCCUAUCUUCUGUUCUACUUCCACUUUUCUCUUUCCCUUUUUGUCGCCACCAAUAACACCUACCACGUAUGUAUCAUUGGCAAUUUUCUUUCUCCCUCUUUAAACUUUUUCUAUAUUUCUGAUGAAGAGCUCUGCUCGAAACGUGAAAUCUUCUUUAUUUUCCUGAAUGUCCAAUAACACAGUACUUGUACCAUG